Messenger RNA from Oncorhynchus kisutch (coho salmon), 4718 nucleotides. RefSeq names its product phospholipase A and acyltransferase 4-like. Gene Ontology annotation, cellular component: cytoplasm. Gene Ontology annotation, biological process: N-acylphosphatidylethanolamine metabolic process. The transcript is spliced from 6 exons. Gene Ontology annotation, molecular function: glycerophospholipid phospholipase A1 activity; A2-type glycerophospholipase activity. NCBI's taxonomy places the organism in Eukaryota, Metazoa, Chordata, Actinopteri, Salmoniformes, Salmonidae. The record is from RefSeq and is a predicted model, not a curated record. The coding region runs from base 2939 to 3454 and encodes 171 amino acids.
GGCUCCCAGCAGAGACGCCCUCGAAUUUGUUUGCUUUUUUUUUUUUCAGUUGAUCGUUGACGCUUGAUGCCUUUUGGCUGAUCCAUUUGUGGUUUCAGGGUGAAAACAGAGUUGGGUGCUGUGGAAUAGGUGAGGUUAACCAGAAGUGGUCUUGUGUUAAUUGUUUAUGUUUCCGACUGGUCAGGGGGAACAAGCGCUCCGCGUUACACGAAUGAGGGCAAGAGAUGUGAAUUGUUUGACUCUCAAGAAAAUGCGCCAUUGAAAGGAGUGGUAACUGGGGUAGCGGUAAAUGUAAAAGUUAACCAACUGAAAGGGAAGAUUCCCGGUGUUUGUGAUACUCGUUGUUUGGUACGUCGCAAACAGGGUGGGGUGAGUGCUGAAACAGAAGAGUCGUUGUCUGUUUUUUUAAAUGUUGAUGUUGAGUCUUUGCCCGACAAAGUGAUGUUAGGAUAUAUAAGUUAUCGCAUACAAGCUUUUGUACCGAAUACAUAACGUUUUUACAGGUGUCGAGCUUUUGGGAAAGUAGUGGUAUGUGUAAAUUUUAGGGGUGCCCAUGGGGCUGGGGAUCAAAAAUGUCCCAUGUGAGAGAAGCAGGUUGAGGUUUCCAGGAUUAGAGUAGUGAGGAAGUUGUCAUAUGCUGAGGCAGUGAAGAAAGUAGAGGAAGAUGGGUCAAGGAGGUGAGAUCCUGAGAGGAGUGGUGUGAGUAGUAGAACUGUACCAGUACAGAGGGAUAGGCCAACAAAUUAUAUAAACUCAGCAAAAAAAGAAACGUCCUCUCACUGUCAAGUGUGUAUAUUUUCAGCAAAUUUAACAUGUGUAAAUAUUUGUAUGAACAUAACAAGAUUCAACAACUAAGACAUAAAAUGAACAAGUUCCACAGACAUGUGAGUAACAGAAAUUGAAUAAUGUGUCCCUGAACAAGGGGGGGUCAAAAUCAAAAGUUACUGUCAGUACCUGGUGUGGCCACCUGCUGCAUUAUGUACUUCAGUGCAUGUCCUCCUCAUGGACUGCACCAUAUUUGCCAGUUCUUGCCUUGAGAUGUUACCCCACUCUUCCACCAAGGCACCUGCAAGUUCCCAGACAUUUCUGGGGGGAAUGUUCCUAGCCCCCAGCCUCCGAUCCAACAGGUCCCAGACGUGCUCAAUGGGAUUGAGAUCCGGGCUCUUCACUGGCCAUGGCAGAACACUGACAUUCCUGUCUUGCAGGAAAUCACGCACAGAACGAGCAGUAUGGCUGGUGGCAUUGUCAUGCUGGAGGGUCAUGUCAGGAUUAGCCUGCAGGAAGGGUACCACAUGAGGGAGGAGGACGUCUUCCCUGUAACGCACAGCGUUGAGAUUGCCUGUAAUGACAACAAGCUCAGUCCGUUGAUGCUGUGACACACCACCCCAGACCAUGACGGACCCUCCACGAACCCAGUGCUCCAAGAGCACUUUUUGCCAGUCCUGUCUGGUCCAGCGAUGGUGGGUUUGUGCCCAGAGACGAAGUUGUUGCCUGUGAUGACUGGUGAGGACCUGCCUUACAACAGGCCUACAAGCCCUCAGUCCAGCCUCUCUCAGCCUAUAGCGGACAAUCUGAGAACUGAUGGAGGGAUUGUGCGUUCUUGGUGUAACUCGGGCAGUUGUUGUUGCCAUCCUGUACCUGUCCCACAGGUGUGAUGUUCGGAUGUACCGAUCCUGUGCAGGUGUUAUGACACGUGGUCUGCCACUGCGAGUGUAACAGUAUAACUUUAGACCUCCCCCUCGCCCAUACACGGGCGCGAACCAGGGACCCUCUGCACACAUCAACAGUCACCCACGAAGCAUCGUUACCCAUCGCUCCACAAAAGCCAGAGCAAGGGGAUCCACUACUUCAAGGUCUCAGAGCAAGUGACGUUAUUUAGCGCGCACCACCGCUAACUAGCUAGCUGUUUUGCAUCCGUUACACGAGACCGAUCAGCUGUCCAACCUGCCUCCCUGUAGCGCUGUCUUAGGCAUCUUACAGUACAGACAUUGCAAUUUAUUGCCCUGGCCACAUCUGCAGUCCUCAUGCCUCCUUGCAGCAUGCUUAAGGCACGUUCACGCAGAUGAGCAGGGACCAUGGGCAUCUUUCUUUUGGUGUUUUUCAGAGUCAGUAGAAAGGUCAUUAAUUGUUUAUGGUUCAUUGAACAAGCAUGGGAAACAGUGUUUAAAACAUUUACAAUGAAGACCUGUGAAGUUAUUUGGAUUUUUACGAAUUAUCUUUGAACGACAGGGUCCUGAAAAGGGGACGUUUAUUUUUUUUCCCGAGUUUAUAUUUCAGUAAGAUUGGAUUUUUAGAAUUUAUAGCAAUGGUUGUCAACUGUACUGCAGGGAUGGAACGUAAGUCACAAAAAAUGUAGGUUGUGGUGGCAGCUGCAGAGAGGUAUUUGGGUGUGCUAGACUUGACGUCAGCAUACCACCCUGCAUCCCACUGCUGGUUUGCUUCUGAAGCUAAACAGGGUUGGUCUUGGUCGGUCCCUAGAUGGGAGAUCAGAUGCUGCUGGAAGUGGUGUUGGAGGGCCAGUAGGAGGCACUCUCUCCUCUGGUCUAAAAAAAUAUCCCAAUACUCCAGGGCAGUGAUUGCCCUGUGUAGCGUGCUGUCUUUCGGCUGGGACGUUAAAUGGGUGUCCUGACUCUCUGGGGUCACAAAAUUACUAUUAUUUUUUAUUACUAUGUUAUUUAUUUAUUUUAAUUGUGAGUGUAGUGUUAGAUGGUAGGGUAAUAGUUUAUUUAUUUAUGUUUUCAAGCAAAGUAUAAGGGUUGUACUCCGGUCUAGUAGGUGGCGGUAAUGAAACAUUUAUUGGAUGCCAACCGCCGUUAAACCUCAUCGAGGAAGAAAAACAAGUUGACGUCUGAUUUAUACUUCUGUGUUCUAAGUGAAAGGUUGAGAUCGAAGCUCAGUGACGGGAAAUCAAAGCUGUGUAAAGGAAAUAACAGUAACCAUGGCCCCAACAUUGUAUGAUAAGAAGCCGGAGCCAGGGGAUCUGAUAGAGAUAUUCAGAGGGAACUACCAGCACUGGGCUUUGUACGUUGGUGACGGCUUUGUUGUUCACCUGGCCCCACCCUCCGAGGGACCUGGGGCCAGGGCCAACAGCAUGAUGUCUGUGCUCAGUGACAAGGCUAAGGUGAAGAAGGAAGAGAUCUGGGACGUGGUGGGGCAUGAUCAGUGGUGCGUAAACAACCAGCUGGAUGAGAAGUACCAGGUCAGACCCAUACAUGAGAUACUGAGGGAAGCCCAGGCCUAUGUGGACCAGGAGAUGCCCUACUGUGUCUUCAGGGGGAACUGUGAGCACUUUGUCACAGAUCUGAGAUAUGGGAAGGCUGAGUCUCGACAGGUUCGUCAGGCUGUGGAAACUGCGGGAAUGGCUGCAAUGUUGGGCUUCGGAGUCCUUGCUGUUGCAGGUAUCGCAGCGGCCAUCUUUGGAGGUGGAAGCAAGAAGAAGAAUGAAGAAAAAUAAGAAGAUAAGUGACCAACUGUAUAAUAGCUUCCUGAGCAAGCCAGUCACCAAUAAGCCUAAUAGAUUAUUUUUUUAACUACAGUACUGCCAUCGUCACUUGUAUAAUUCUGGGGCUUUCAGAAGGAAGGGUUGAGUAUUUCCAUAAUAUUUUUCUUUUUUUUAUAGUUACACAGACAUGAAUUGAAAGCACAAAAGGAGGAAAAGUGUCUGGUUAUAAUUCCAAGGUAUAUACAGCCUUGGAGGGGCCAUAACCUUGCAGGCUGCUAGACUAAGCUAGCUGUUUUUUUAUUUUAUGUUGUUACUUAUAAGCAGUGGUGGAAAAAGUACCCAGUUGUCAUACUUGAGUAAAAGUUAAGAUAACUUAAUAGAAAAUGACUCAAGUGAAAGUCACCCAGUAAAAUACUACUUUAGUAAAUGAUUUAAAGUAUUUGGCUUUAAAUAUACUGAAGUAAAUGUCAUGGAUAAAAUGUACUUAAGUAUCAAAAGUAAAAGAAAACCGGACUGCAUCAUUACCCUAUGUCGUUUGGUAGGUAAGUCACAUAUACAGACCCAUGCAUGAAGACUAUCAGUCUUAUUUCUGCAGUGUGACAGCUCAUAUAAAACAUUCCUAACCCAUUUAUAUGUCAAAUAAACAUUCAGCAUAUACACACACUUUAUAUAGUUUUUUUAGACAAUUUGAAUAUGUUUAAUCCUAACAGUAGUAAUUAUCGUGUUAUGGGUCAGUUGGAAUGGUUGAUGUGCAUUGUGUUUGGGGACAGGUAAAGUACAAAGGCUGAGUACCAGAAUGAUUCCAUGAGGGUUGAAUAGGAGCCAUGUGUCUGGGGUUAAGGCUGAUGGAUCCUAAUAUCUGUUCCAGAGCACUGUCUAAUAUCGUUACAGUUUUAUAUCAUUAUAUACUCUUAAUAUGAAUAUAUAGAUCUUUUAUAUUCUUAGAGAAUGAAGGUAGUGUUAAGUUUCAGCUCUUUGUGUAUGAGAAGUGUAAUUAUCUAGUGGACUGCAGUCGACUGUAGGAAUGUGUACUCCCAAUAACUAAGGCGCGGAGGAGCAGGAAGGUUCCGGACUUAGGCUGGGACACGAGAACACCAAGAGGAGGAACAGACUCAGUUCCUGUCCAGAAACAGAGACUGAUUAUUUAUCUUAGAAAUACAAGGAGGUGACAGCACCUAGUCGGAAGGUAUACAUAUACAGUAUGUCCUUGUGUGACCUCUAGGUGUGCUGUGCAGCUGCAACACCCACUGUGGUGAAUAAAUCUAGCUUGAGUUUC